Messenger RNA from Danaus plexippus (monarch butterfly), 5316 nucleotides. It is a transcript of the gene smash, whose product is annotated as myosin-2 heavy chain. Gene Ontology annotation, molecular function: myosin II head/neck binding. Lineage: Eukaryota; Metazoa; Arthropoda; Insecta; Lepidoptera; Nymphalidae. Gene Ontology annotation, biological process: positive regulation of stress fiber assembly; regulation of focal adhesion assembly. Gene Ontology annotation, cellular component: stress fiber. The coding region runs from base 281 to 4303 and encodes 1340 amino acids. The transcript is spliced from 17 exons. The record is from RefSeq and is a predicted model, not a curated record.
GAGGCUCGUCAGUCCGCCGCGAACCGUCGCGUCUAUUACAUGGGGGGAUAUGUCGCUUCUCUUAGUUCUCAAACACCGCAUAUUUAGAACUGACCUGUGAACAAAUAAACGUGAUUAAAGGUGCCGCAUAACAGUGUACUGAACUUGUGUCUUAGUGAAAAAUACGUUGCAACAUUAUCUCUCUAAACAUCUACGGCUAACGUUGCGUAUGAGCAGCUUUGAAGAUUAAUGUUCAACGGUCCAUAAUGUCGAGGCUGGUCCAGUGAAGAGUGAUGCGACCAUGCCGUCGGAUAGCACGUGGUCCCCGCCCGCCUCUAGCGAGCGCCGGCUCAGCAACUCAUCAGAUGGAAGCGGCAGCGGCAGUGGUUACUCUAAGGCGACAUCAGACAGUGCCGACUUCCUUGCCACUCGUCCUCACACAGCGUCUGUGCUGCCCGGGAAACCAGCGGCCAAUCCUCUGCAGUUCGUCAAAGUAGGUCCAGCAGACCUAGGCACUAAGGCCAGGGAACAACUACGGCGCGCUGAACUAGCCAAGAAGACAGAACCAGCUAGGAUCGAACGACAGGAAGACUGGCAAUCGAACCUCGACAACUGGAAGUCCUCGCGACGGAAGCGCGUCGAGCACAUCAUAGAGCGCUGUGUUGAAGUACGCCGCUUUGAAAACGAGAUCCAGCCGCGCGGCAAGUCCAAAACCUUCAACGAAAUGCUGGAGGAACGAGCCGGACGGAGAAGGAGAAACCCUCUAGCUCUGUAUACAGAGGACGAUGGGCAUGAUUUAAGUGACUUGGGCAUCGGCACCUCUAGCACCAAGAGCAGUCUCAGUGAGGACUGUGACACACAUAGUUUGGCCAGCGAUGGCAUGGACUUGGAUAAAAACCAUUCAGAUGUGGAAACCAUAUCCAAUUGCGAUAACAAUCGUAAAUUAGGUUCCAGUGCAAACGAAUACGAUACGUGUACCACCAUGACCAUUAGUUCUCCCGAACCCGAGGAAUAUACAUACGAGGGCGCUAUAGAGGGAUACAAGUCAAGAAUUAUAUCACAGACCAACAGUAACAUAGUUAAGACGGUGGUCAACAAUAAUGUAAAGGAAAACACCCCCGAAAAGACAAACGGUGACAUUAAUCGAAUUAGGACAUCGGUCAGCAACAAGAUCGAAGAAAAAGUUUCAUCGUUUCAACACGAACGGGCUAAUGAUCUUAAAAAUAAUAAUCAGAAGAAAGAUUUACCUAAAGUCGAUAUACAUAAACGAAGAGAACAAUUCGAAAGGGAACAUUCACAAGAGUUGCAAUUGUCAAAACCUAAAGUGCCCGAAAUCGCCAAUAAAAAGUCGAUUAAGGAGAGAUUGUCUUGUUUAGAAAAGUUCAAUGAAGAUAUUCAACUUCAGAAGUCAACUAAUGACCUUGCUAAACUACCCGGGGAAGUGAAACCCCUGAAAGAUAGACUUAAUUCACUCGAAAAGGUUAAAUCAGCUAAUGCGGAAACAGAAAAAAAUAAGAGAUUGUCUAAUGGAGACCUCAGUAAUUCAAAGUCGCUCAGAGAGCGUUUGACAAGCUUGAAGUCACAGAAAUCAGAAGAGGAAGUUAAGGUCACAAAAACAGAAGUCAAAGAGGUUUCAAUGAGCAUCAAAGAGCGGUUGUCUUGCCUUGAUGCUGCCAAGAAUAAAGAAAUACCAAAAAUUGCAAUCGAAGCGGAAAUUAUAAGCGACGAUAAGAUCCCAGAACAAACUGAACACAGUGAAUUAAAAGAUAAACUGUCCAAUAGUUCGCUGAAACUUAAUUUGGCUGGAAUAGAAAAUCAGAUGCAAAGCUUCUGCCGCUCCCUCGAUAGCUUAGAUAUAAAUGAUCAGUCGUCUCCUAAUUCUUUCGACAGAGUCCAAAGUUUAGAAGAUUUUGACUGCGCUGAAAUGCAAAACAACACAGUUCCGAGUGACAUUGAAACUGAAGACAGUGGGAUCCAUACAGCUAGAGACUCGUGUGCACCAGCUGACGAUAUUGCAGAUUUGACUCAAGUAGCUUCUCCAAUUGGAGAACCUAUGGCUGAAGUAUCUGAAUACGAGUCGUCCAACGAGUACAACGAUACCGUAAUGACUUUAGAACCCGCUAAAACUGAGAAACCUAUUGGGAUGGAUUCGGAGCCGUAUCAGAUGAACGAUGAAGUUCAAGGAAACGAGGAGGAAGAUAGUGAUAGUGGAAGCAAUUAUCUCCAAGCCGUUUCUCAACCGGAAGAAAGCAGCGCCACGGAAAUUACAGAGAUACAAAUAGAUAAAGAAGAUGAAGACACUUUAAAGAGUCUGGACAAUCAGGACUCCAGUGUUAUAGACGCUUUAGAACUAGCAUUCCAGGAAUUGGAUUCUGAGGAAAGCGUCGACGUCGCUAUGGACGAUACUAUAAGCAACACAACAACAGCCAGUGACGCUAAGAUCACUGAUAACGUCGAUGAUUUGCUGAACUUCGACGUCAAUAAGAAAGUAUCAGUGACCCCGUUGUAUGAAAACAUUGAUAUAUUUAAUCAGAACUUGGUCGAGUCCAGCGACUUCCCUCUGGAUCUGCCCACCAACGCACUCGAACCUCCUAAAGAGAAGCCUCCGCCGCCGCCCACGGAAGACGGCCCCGACGAACUUCUAGGAAAUGGUAAUUUCAAGCACACGAGCUCGGCGCGCCGCAUCAAGAAAGAGAUUCGAAACAAGCGAACGAGUUUCCUCGGCAUCGAGGGUCAAGACGAUAGCUAUCUAGAUGUCGAUCUUAAACUAUCACCUCGGCCCGACAUCACUUCCUUCCUACAAGAGGAGACGAAAAUCGAGAAACUUCUAUACAAAAAGACUUUAUCCCACGAUAACGCUAAGUUGAGGGACAGUCGGGACUCGGGCGUGGAUGUGGACAGGGGAUCGGAGACCUGGUACAGAGGUCACUCCUCACCAGACACCUCCAGCCCGCACAGUCGCCAGAACAGCGAGCCUUACCAAAUGACGGUGACAUCUGACGAAGAAGAAGCAACGAAAAGUGCUGAACAAGCAUUCUCCAAGAAUUUAACGACUAAGCUGUCCGGCUUGACUGAAAAUGGUGAAACUCAAGAUAAUAAAAUAGAUCACUUGGAUAAGAAAAUACAACAACAGCAGAAGCGCACUAACGAAGAUUGUCCGGACGGGAUCUAUGACGAUGUUCACACGAAGGAGGUGCUGCGCUUCGAACGAGAGCUGCUGCAGCUGGAACAGGAGGAGCUGAGGCGGCAGCGCGAGAACCUGCUCAGGGACCAGAACCGAAUCAUACAGAAGUCCGUCCAGGACAUCUCCUCCGCAGUUACUGCUGACAAGAACGUCGUUCACAGGGUUAAAGGCAAAAACCAAAACUAUAGACACUCGAUGCCGAACUUGCUGCUAGCGGAACAACCGCCCCUGGUCAUAGAGAGGACCAUCAUGGAAGAGAAUAUCAAGAGGAAGCCGUUCGUGUCGGAGGAACACAUACAGAGUCACUUCGGAGUGGAGGAGAGCAGGAAGAUACUGUUCGACGACAGGCGACCAGCGGCCGGCCUCGUGAGACCUCCGCAACCAGUGCUGCCUCCCAAACCCAGGAGCAGGGACUCCAUCGAGAGGGAGAUCACCAUGAGGAGUAGUCGCGUCCCGUCGGCCGUGGAGUGUGUGCAGGUCCCCGUCCAGCGUGGACCGCGGGCCCCGGACAGGCACACUCAUGGACGGAACUACCACCCCAUGUCGCGACACACGCUGCAGGUCCUGAGCGCGGCGCCCACUCCCAAGCUGAUCUCCAACUCUGAGUGGAUGCAAGCGAGACCUCAGCCCAGGCAGAAGCAGAACAACUAUAACUACAACCAACACUGGCUGAUACAGGAAGCGGAGCAACGUCGCAUACAGGAGCAGCGUGCCGUACAACGUGUGCCGAACGUGCGGGACGGACGUGACGUCACCAACCUGAUGGGGCGGGACGGACGAGCGAACGGUGUUCGCGCCUCACACGCAUCUCACAUCACACAUUACGCUAACUCCCAAGUGAUUCCUCAAGGCCGCAGCCUCGAGCUCGGCGAGCGACGACCGGAGCAUAGAGAGGAUAAGAUGCUGAGCGUGAGCGGCCGCAGGAAGUGCUCGCACUGCGGGGACGAGCUGGGUCGCGGCGCCGCCAUGAUCAUAGAGUCGCUGUCCCUGUGUUACCACGUGUGGUGUUUCUCGUGCGCGGCGUGCGGGGCGCCGCUGGGCGACGGGCGCGCGGGCGCCGACGUGCGCGUCCGGGGGCGGAGUCUCCACUGCCACCAGUGCUACAGCUCCGACGACGGAGACAAGUACUCCUGCGUGUGAUGAACACGCCGAUCAGCUCCAUAGCAUACACAAGACUAUGACUAUGGAACCGUUCGACAUCUCUACGAGUCGCUCCGUCGCUCUUAUUGUUAGACUUUGUGAUUGUGAUGUAUGAAAAUUAAUUAUAUAAGUGAUACAUUCAUCUCAUAUGCAUCAUCCGGCCGACUCCUUCUUACCCCAGCACUCGAAAUUAGAGCGGCGAUGACGUCAUGACGUCAUUUCCGCCGUCUCACAAGACGUCUCUGGACUCAGCCGGACUGAGUCCAUUACUGCACGCUUUUGUUUUCCUCUCUCUCUCCUUGUUUCGCUCCGUGUGUGACACGAACGACUUGCGGAGGUCUAAAGUGUUUUUAGUGAAUUCUUCAAAGUUCGUGGACCGUCGUUCGUGUCAUUGUACAGUUAUUACCAUCGCUUUAGGUACAUCUAAGUCUCACAUUAUAUGUACUUAAAUCAACAACUCGAAUAUCCUGACCGUUAUUCCCCUAACAUAUGAUAAUUCCUUAUUUUUUUGAUAUAUUUUUUAUUAAAUCUAUGAAGAGAUUCUAUACAUCGUGUCACUAACAUUGGUGUGAUCUGAUAUACUUGUGUAUAUACUGUAACUAUAUUAAUAAGGUUUGAUGAUCGUGUAACAGUUACUUUAUUGUUUCCCGUUAACGUUACUGGUAUAAGUAUUUUUAUAGUUCUCAUAUCAUCGUCACUCAUCGUGCCAUGAGAGACAUCUCUCGCUGAACCCAUUCAUUUUAAUAUCUCCUAAACAGACGUGUAUUUUAUAAUUGUUGGUGUUUGUAUAAUUUUGUAAAUAUAUUAAUUUAUGCUGUAGCGUGUUAUGUUAGCUUUAAUAGACUAGUGUUAGAACAUUUAAUCCAAAAACCUUUAUUAUAUGAGACUGUGUACUGUCCGCGGCAACACGUUUGCUGUGUUCUCUGUGUAGUGUUUCUCAUGCCGUCCGUACGUCAGUACAUCGUCUACGUUCGACUGCUACUGUAUAUCAAUAAAAUAUUACGAACACAUUA